GUGUGUGUGUGUGUGUGUGUGUGAAUUUGCGAGGGAAACGUAUAACAAUGAAGGUGGUUUUGAUUUUUCAUUAUUAGGAAAGGACUCCCUAAAAACAAACACACAUACAAACUAUAAAUUAAAUCCCUUUGUUUCCCUCUUUUUCAUAAUAUCCAUAUUUCUUAUCAUGCCCACUGCUAUCAGCUCAUAUUCACUGAUUAUCAAAAACGCAACCGUUAUUUCAUUUGAAAAAUUUGACCAAAAGACAUUAUAUAUCGUUCAUGUCGAAUCACAACAAGGACACAAGUAUACAAUUGCUAAACGAUAUGAAGACUUUAUCCAAUUCUCUCAAAAGUUACAAGACCAAUUCAGUAACGUUCGCGGUCUACCAUCCAAAAUCAAACAUAAGCUACAUUUACUUGUCAAAAAUAAAUAUAUUCAUGCUCAACGCGCUGAAGAACUCAACCAUUUCCUUGAAGCUCUCUUUUCCAAAACUACACUACCCAUUAUCACUCACUCAGUCAUAGUCCGAGAAUUCUUUUAUUUCCAACAACCUCAGGAGGAGAGUCAUAAUGAAAAUACCUUUAGUAGUCGUUGGAAAAGAUUACGAUCUACUUCCUUCUUAUCUCGUUCAAAUCAUUCCAGUCCUCGUCCAGAACCUUCUUGCUCUACUCUCUUACCUCAAGUGAAAAGAUCGGGUAUGCGAAAGAGUCAGUCAACUGCCUGUUUGCUCAUAAAGGACACAAUCAAGAUCAAGGUGAUAUACGAUAUGGAUAAUAUCAUUGUGAUUCAAGUGCCUCGUUCUAUUGCUCUCAACGAAUUACGCUCACGAAUUCUUCAGAAAUUCUCUGAUUCAGUGGGAUCCAAGGCCGUCCAAGAUGAUAUUCUCCUCUUAUUUUAUGACACAACCAUCAGCAGUGCAAGUACAUUCAGUUCAACCUCGAUGGACCUGCUAGCAGCCACAGUAAUUGCCAAAGAAAAAGAUUUGAUAUCUUUAAUGAAAACAAAAUGGAAUCAUUUGGAAAAGAUCACACUUCGUUGCAUCAUGUAGUAUUAUUAUUUUGUUCAUAUGUAGAUUAUUUAUACCAUUUACCCCCCUCUUAUCCCCCUUAAAUAAUAAAAUAUCACACACACAGAGUCAGAAGUUCACUCAC
Molecule: messenger RNA, 1133 nt
Organism: Rhizopus microsporus ATCC 52813
Lineage: Eukaryota; Fungi; Mucoromycota; Mucoromycetes; Mucorales; Rhizopodaceae
Exons: 1
Coding region: 167-1030 (287 amino acids)
Molecular function (GO): phosphatidylinositol binding
Source: RefSeq, a predicted model, not a curated record